Molecule: messenger RNA, 745 nt
Organism: Helianthus annuus (common sunflower)
Lineage: Eukaryota; Viridiplantae; Streptophyta; Magnoliopsida; Asterales; Asteraceae
Product: DNA-directed RNA polymerase II subunit 4
Exons: 7
Coding region: 155-571 (138 amino acids)
Biological process (GO): positive regulation of translational initiation; nuclear-transcribed mRNA catabolic process, deadenylation-dependent decay; mRNA export from nucleus in response to heat stress
Cellular component (GO): P-body; RNA polymerase II, core complex
Molecular function (GO): nucleotide binding; translation initiation factor binding
Source: RefSeq, a predicted model, not a curated record
AAUGUAUAGUCAAGGGUAAAAAACUUCAAGUUUAGAGUGUUACACUCUUUUUUUUCAAACUUCCCCAACGGCGUCGUUUAUAUAACCUGUGCAGCAUAUUCGUCAUCCAUCUGCGGCCCGUAUACAGCGAUCAAGGCUCAAGUUAUCGGUCAGUAUGUCUGGAGAAGAAGAAGAGAAUGCUGCAGAGCUGAAGAUAGGCGAUGAGUUUUUGAAGGCCAAGUGUUUAAUGAAUUGUGAAGUCUCCUUGAUUCUUGAACACAAAUAUGAGCAGCUUCAGCAGAUGUCUGAAGAUCCAAUGAAUCAAGUUUCUCAAGUGUUUGAGAAGUCCCUGCAAUAUGUGAAGCGUUUCAGUCGCUACAAAAAUCCAGAUGCCGUUAGACAAGUUCGAGAGUUACUGAGUCGCUACCAGUUAGCAGAAUUCGAGCUUUGUGUUCUUGGAAACCUAUGCCCUGAAACCGUGGAGGAAGCCAUUGCUAUGGUUCCGUCUAUCAAGUCAAGGGGACGGGGACAUGAUGAUGAAGCCAUUGAGAAAAUGCUGAAUGACAUGUCUUUGAUUAAGAAGUUUGAGUAGUUUCUAUGUCUUGUUUCUGUCCUCAUUUCCAAAGAUUGUAAGGUAAUGCUAUAGUGAUGAUUUGUAUUAAGUGCAUUGGAGCUUGUACCUUUAUCAUAUACUUGUUUUUUGAUGACCAUCAGUUUGAGAGGGGAAGUUCAUUUUAUAAGAAAGUAUAGACAAUUGUAGUACUAA